Molecule: messenger RNA, 291 nt
Organism: Porites lobata
Lineage: Eukaryota; Metazoa; Cnidaria; Anthozoa; Scleractinia; Poritidae
Source: the annotation of a GenBank genome assembly
AUGCAAUGGUGCAGGAAAACACUUUUUCCUGGGGUUGGAAAUACUGAACAGGAGAAGGUAAUUUUUGCAGACAAUGUCAGUUUCCAACAAUCCAAAGAGUUCCACGAAGCAUGCAGGAAUGAAAUUAAUGCUACUGUAUAUAUGCUGCCUGAGAACCACACGGAUAAAAUCCAGCCCAUUGAUGCAGGGUGUGGACGAAUGAUGAAAGUUAAAAUUUCUUGUGCAAUGGACAGGUGGCUAGAGACAGAGGAAAACCUUGAUAAAUGGCAUGAGAAACUUUCUGCUAAGGAC